Molecule: messenger RNA, 11544 nt
Organism: Anopheles darlingi
Lineage: Eukaryota; Metazoa; Arthropoda; Insecta; Diptera; Culicidae
Product: cubilin homolog
Exons: 13
Coding region: 1-11544 (3847 amino acids)
Molecular function (GO): calcium ion binding
Source: RefSeq, a predicted model, not a curated record
AUGUGGCUCACACUCCUGCUCCUGUUGGUCGUCCACCCGCUCGAACACGUGACCGCCGGACUGGAAGAGCAAGCCAAAAUCUACGCAUCCAACGGUCACAUUAUCUUUGAGCCGGCGAUGGGCAAAAACAUAACGUUUUCGAUGCAAGGAGCUGGAUACGUAAACGUUGGAAGUCACAAUCUACACCAGAUGCUGCAAACGAUCGCGAAAAUGUCACCAACCGAAAGCCCUCGAUCGUCGCCUCCCGACAAUGGUGAGAUGGUGAAGCACCAGGAACAGCUGCAACUGCUGACCACCUACAUCACUGGUCCGUUUGGGCUGCUCGCGCGAUUGGCGGACCUGGAGCUGGACUCAACGGCACACAACGCAACGCGGAUGGUUCAACGCAUUGGCACGCUUACACGGGACGUAAUGGUAGUCGAAGUGUGGCUGGGGGCCCUGAAGGAGCGCAUACGAACCGAUCACUGUGCCAGCGGACCAUGCCAGAACGGUGGCACCUGUAUCCGCUUGUACAACUCCUUCCAGUGCCUGUGCCGAAGCGGCUGGCAGGGCCGAACGUGUGCGAAGGACGUAAACGAGUGUGCCCAGCUCGCCGGUACCGAGCUCGGCUGCCAGAACGGUGCUACGUGCCAGAACCGACCGGGUGGAUACUCCUGUCUCUGUGCCGACGGUUGGCGCGGUAUCCAUUGCGUAGCACGCACGCAGGACUGUGCGAUGGCCGGGGCCGAACUGUGCGGUAAUGGUAUUUGCGUACAGUCGCGGGACGGUGCCUAUCGGUGUGCGUGCGAACCGGGCUGGAAGACGAACGGGCUGACACCGGCCUGUACGGUAGAUGUGGAUGAGUGUGGUGACGGUCCGGGAGCCCACUGCUGGCAGGAUGCCGAACCGGUACAUUGCAUCAAUUUGCCGGGUUCGUUCACCUGCGGUCCGUGCCCGGCCGGCUAUACCGGCACUGGGUUCUACUGUACCGACAUCGAUGAGUGCGUCACUGACAAUGGCGGCUGCAGCACGGCCCCUUCGGUGGCCUGCAUCAACACCAGGGGUUCUUUUCGCUGUGGUAGCUGCCCGGCGGGCUAUGCAGGUGAUGGUAGAACGUGCGUAGCCCAAGCCCUACCCCACUGUAUUCCCGGCCAGUGCCAUCCGAUGGCACGCUGCGUUGACAGUGGCACUGUGCCGGGUUGCGUCUGCUUGCCAGGCUACACCGGAUCCGGUUACGGUAGCUUAGGCUGUGCCCCCGAGCCAACCGGCUGCGCUAGUGCACCCUGCCAGAAUGGCGGCACGUGCAUGGUGACGAACGAAACGAGCUACCGCUGCCUUUGUCCAGCCGGAACGGACCCACCGCACUGCGCUACCGUCUCUUCGCCCUGUGACUCGAACCCCUGCCAGAAUGGUGGCACCUGUGACCGAUGGGGCCACCAGCACAAUCGCCACCGGCUGGUAUGCCGCUGUCCGCCCGGCUACACCGGUCUCCACUGUCAGACGCCGGUGCAGGCAUGCGAUGGCGAACGGUAUCAGCUCGCUGGCGACCUCCACUAUCCGGAUCUAAUCGGAGAAGAAAUGGCACCCGCCCGACCCAUCCGGUGCGCCUGGUUGAUCAGAACCAACGAAACGUUUACCUUGCAUGUCACCUUCAGCGAGUUUGAGAUGGUCGGUGGAGGGUGCAGGAACGAGUGGUUGCAGAUCCACGAUGGACACUCGGCGGCAGCACCGACGAUUGGUCGGUACUGUGGUAGCGAGCUGCCGAACGGCGACGGUCACCUCACAUCCACCUCCAGCACGCUGUACAUCUGGUACCAUUCGCAAAUCGUUAGCCCAUACAUUGGCUUCCAGCUGCACUGGGAGAGCGUUGAACCGGUGUGUGGCGGUAGGAUGACGGUUCAGGAUCACGGCACACUACAGUGGCCAGACCCGGAUGACCGACACCGCCAGGAGACCAUCCCGGGACACUGGGCCUGCAAAUGGCAGCUACAGGCGGAACCGGGCCGUCGGCUACAGUUUACCUUCGUCCGGCUACUGAUGCCAGAUGCCGAUUGCGACCGACACUUCGUGCGGCUUACCGAAGGGAUCGAUGAGGACAAGGGUACGGUGCUGGCGAACUACUGCGGCCAAACCGUAUCACAUUCCAGUGCAACGUCGCUGACAACGGCCGGUAGCGGGGCCACGCUCUACUUUCACAGCGACGCCCCCAAUCACGACGUGAGCUUCAGUAUACGGUAUACUGUGGUCCAAGCGGACUGUGGGGGCAUCCUGACGCAGCUGGUAGGUACCAUCGACAGCUCACGACAGGUCACCACCGCACAAACCGACGACGACGACCAGCACCGGGUCUGUGAGUAUCGGAUCAGUCUACCGGUCGGGACCCGCGUCGAGAUCCGCUUUCCCAGCGUGCUCCUCGAGCCGGACGGCCAAUGCUCGUCGAGCCGGGGGCAGGUGGAGCUGUACGAUGGAAGCAGCGCGACGGAUCCGAGCCUCGGACGCUUCUGCGAUGGUCAGCCACCACCGGCUAGUGUCACCUCCACGACCAAUGUGCUGCUGGUCAGGUUUCACCACCGAACCCGGUCCGGAUUCCGUGUGUCGUACGCGAUGAAGUGUGGCGGUACGUUCACCAACUCGGACCUGCCCCUGUUCUCACCGGGCUACCCACGGCUCUAUCCGGCGCAGCUGCAGUGUGACUACCUGAUCCACGCUCCGCUCGGUCAAAUAGUAACGUUCGACUUCGCCGACCUGGAUCUGGGCGAGGGUGACACCGGAGACUGUUCGUUCGGUUACGUUGAGCUGCGCGAUGGGUUGCCCCAGUCCGGGGGGCACCUCCUUGGCGGGGGAUGCCGGCGCUCGAUGCCAAAACAGAUACGGUCCAGCGGUAAUGUACUGCGGUUGCGGCUGGUCUUCUAUGGCCGCCGCUCGGCGUCGGCGCGUGGUUUCAAGGCGCGGUUCCGCUUCCUCGAGGUCGGCUGCGGUGGUGUGCUGACGCGCGCCGACACCGUCAUCCACUCGCCAGCGAUCGCCGAGACGACCGGCGUCCACUAUCAACCGGCGUGGAAGGGUUUGUGCGUGUGGAUCCUGGCGGCACCCGUUGGCCACACGAUACUGCUCCGGUGGAACAGCUUCGAGCUGGUGGAUGUGAGUGCCGGCUGCCAGCACCAGUACGUGGCGGUGUACGAUGACGGUUUGGCUCGGUCCUCGACCAGCAACGGGCUGGUCGGACGGUACUGUGGUUCCCAGCGGCCACCGACGAUGACCAGCGCGACCGAGCUACUCACGAUACGCUUCGUCACGGAACCCACGAUGGUAGCGGCGAAGGACAGUUUCGCCUUCGAGUUCUCCUUCAUCGAGGUGAACCAGUCUUGCGGUGGUUCGUACUCCAGCACGAACGGUAUCAUACAGUCGCCCGGUUGGCCUAAUGCCUACGCCCCAAACCGGAAUUGCGUGUGGACGAUCGAGGUACCGAUGGGGCUACAGAUCCGGCUGCUGGUGCGGACGUUCUCACUGGAGCAGCAGGAUCGUGCCUGUUGGUUUGAUGGGCUCACGAUACGGAACGGUGGCACCGACCAGUCACCACUGAUCGGGACCUACUGUGGUGACCGGCGGGGCGAGGAGUUCAACGGUACGAUCUCGUCCGGCCACCAGCUCUACCUGCACUUCUACUCCGACGGUACGGGUAGCGAGCGGGGUUUCGAGCUCGAGUGGGACGCUUCGACGACCGGCUGUGGCGGGAUACUGACCGCCCCGUACGGUACGAUCAUCUCACCCAACUAUCCAUUCGCGUACGGCCACAAUGGGAGCUGCAGCUGGCGAAUCAUCGUUAGCCAGGGUUCAACCGUACGAAUCACGCUCACCAGUCUGCACCUGGGAGAGGACGGUGACCGGUGCCGGCACGACUACCUGGACGUGUACGAUGGGGAAGAUGCCGGCGGUCACCGGAUAGGUCGGUUCUGUGGACGCCCGGUGGCACCCGCGUUGGUCUACACGACGACGACGACCACAAACCAUGCGUACCUACGGCUGCAAUCGACCGACACGUACCAGGGUGAGGGUGGUUUCCGGCUCGAUUAUGGUCUCGUUUGCCGGCAAAACAAUAUCACCACCGGUCGCCACCGGGGUGUGCUGGAGUCACCGAACUUCCCCGAUCGCUACCCGUCCGGUCUGGACUGCCAGUGGUCGUUCGUGGUACCGCGCGGUAACCGGAUCCGGCUCGAGUUUCCGUUCUUUGCCAUCGAGUCACUGUACAGCGAAGCAACCGGCAGCACCGAGAGUCAGCACUGUCCGUACGACUACCUGGAGGUACGCCAGCGAGAGCCAUCAUCAUCCUCGCCGGUGGAUCCGAUGCCGGUUACGCGUCGGUAUUGCACCGCACCACCACGUACGUUCGUUAGUUUGGGCAACACGAUCGAGGUGCUGUUUCACUCGGCCAGCAGCAGCAGCAACAGCUCCACCGUCAGCACCGGCGAGCGCUUCGGUUUCCGGCUCGAGUGGAGCAUCGAGGGAUGCGGUGGACUGCUGGACAACCACCGGAAUCCACGGUAUGCGCAGGAAUUCCACUCACCCGGCUAUCCGCACUCCUACCCAAGGGAUACCGAGUGUGUGUGGGAGAUCGCGACCGAACCGGGCUACCGGAUCAUGCUGUCCUUCGAGGAGCUGCGACUGCUGGGGGAUGCCGGUUGCCGAUCGGAUGGGGUGAUGGUUGCGAACGAUGCCGCCUUCCGCCAGCUCAUCACGACGAUCUGUCACGAGCGGACGGAGGCACCGCUGCAGGUCGUCAGCACCGGGCACCAGCUGUACGUCAAGUUCUGGUCCAGUGAGAGCCCGGUCGCGUCCCGUGGCUUCCGGGCAAGGUACAUUGCAGAAUCGGCAGCGUGCGGUGGUACCUACAUACUGCACCGUGGUGUCAUCACCUCACCCAACUAUCCUGCACCCUACCCGGUGAAUGUCACCUGCGAGUGGCUCAUCCUCACGGAGCUCUCGCACACGCUCCAGCUUACGUUCGAGGACCUCGUACUGGAACCGUCGGAUAACUGCACGAACGAUGCGGUCAUGGUGUACGACGGUAUUGUACCGGAGAGCGAACACCUGCUGCUGGUGACCUGCGGUACCGGCUCGACCUCCACCACCAGCGUUUCCUCCAUCCAGCACGGACUGCUGGUAACGUUCCGCUCGAACGAACUGUACAGCUACAAAGGCUUUCGGGCGAGCUACGUUACGAACUGUGGUGCCCAGAUCGUGGCCAAACGACCGGGCACCGUAAAGCUCGACACAGCGCACAUGCUGGUCGCAACAAGGGAGUGCAGCUGGGUGCUGACGGCACCGGAGGAAACGGAACGCAUCACGCUAUCCUUCGUCCACGUGAGCAUCGGCGAUCACGAGACCGCGGAUUCGCGCUGCAACGUCUCCAUGGAGGUGCUGGACGGUGAUGCGUCCACCAGUGGCGCGGUACGCUAUACGGGCUGCGGUUAUCAUGUACCGGCCGCCAUCGUCAGCAGUGGUAACGCCUUAACCGUACGGAUCCGCUCCGGUGACGCCUCACUGACUGAGCUAAACAAUCUGUUCCUGGAGUUCAGCUACACCACGCUGGAGAAUGCAUGUGGCGGACGGCUGGACGCACUGACGGGUCUGUUCGCUUCACCCAACUAUCCGCGCUCCUAUCCAGCUAACGUGGAGUGCGUGUGGAUGGUGCGGGCAUCACCCGGGAACAGGAUCCGGCUCGAGAUCCGCCAGCUCGACAUCGUCCCGACCGAGGGCUGCAAUGGCGAUUAUCUGGAGGUGCGCGAAUCGGACGUCAGUGGCCGACUGUUGGGGGAUUUCUGUGGCACCGUUCAACCGGAGGGCAACCUGAGCGCCGUCGGCGGCUUGUGGAUCAAGUUCCGCUCCAGUGGUCCAACCGUUGCCAAUGGCUUCCUGGCGCACUACGCAUACGAGUCACUGACCGAGUUGGAUGGUUCGGACGGUACGAUAACCUCACCACUGUACCCCAGGAGCUACUACGCGCCGAGAAGCGUCGGCUGGCGCGUCUCGGUCCCGGAAGGUUCGGGGGUGGCAAUCAGUUUCAACCAGUUUGCCAUCGAUCACAGCAGCGAUCUGCCGGACUUGUGUGAUGGAUCCCUUCGGAUUUACGACGGAUACGAUGACGAGGCACCGGUACUGCUGACCGCCUGUGGCUACGUGAAACCGGAGCCCCUCACCUCCAGCACGAACGUCGUGUACCUCGAGCUCGAUCACAGGCACGCCCGGGGGCCUUCCAACUUUUCCCUACACUGGCAGCAACGGGUGUUGGUGGCGGUAUCGCAACAACCGACCAGCACGGCCUGCGACAACGGUCACCAGCGGCUGAUCUCGCUCGAUGCCGUUGGCAUCGCGUACAACGUGACGUCACCCGGGUUCCCGUACGGUUACGCGCCCGAUCUGGCCUGUAGCUGGAUCAUGCAGUCGGCCAUCGCCUCCUACCAUCCCGUGCUGCGGCUAGUGGUCGUCGAUCUGGAGGAAACGAGCGAAUGUCUGGCGGAUUACGUCGAGGUGGCGAGCUCCAGCGAUCUCGCCCAGUGGCAACCGUUUGGGCGCAUCUGUCGGUACGGGGAGAACCGGGAGGGUAGCGAGACCACCGCACAGGAUACGUUUGCGGGCAAACCGCACCUACGGUUGAGCUUCCGUACCGACUACUACCACAAUCGGACCGGGUUCGCGGCGACGGUGCAGCUCGCCUGUGGCAGCUACCUGACCGCCCCGAAUGGUGUGAUCGAGCUUGAGCCGGAGGACCAGAAUCGUGCAUCUGGCACGCCCUGGGCACUGGGCGGGUGCAGCUGGAAUGUGAGCGUACGUGCCGGUCGCCAGAUCGAGUUCGAGCAGCUUACCCUCAGCGAGGGUACGGUGACGAUCCGGAACGGUAUCGACGAGCGUGCACCAGUGAUCGGUGUGUACGGUGGAGGUACCGAGAAGUUGAGCCCCGGUCUCCUGCACACCACCGGCAACCGUGCCUUUGUCCAGUACCAACUACCGGGCGCUCCGGAAGAUGGCUCGAGAAAGGUCGAGUUCCGCCUGCUGUACCGCGAGCUAUCGCUCGAGUGUGGCGAUACCGUCUGGCUCGACCGACACUACAACACCACCACACUCCAGACACCCAACUACCCAUCGGCACCGCCACCCUUCCUUGACUGUGUCUGGAAGAUAAUGGUGGCCGCCGGUCACCUGGCUCGGCUUGACCUUCUCGAUGUCGACUCGUUUCUCUAUCGGCAGGAGUGUGACCACCGGUACCUGCAGGUACUGGAUGGGCCGACCGACCGUGGACCGGAACUGCUCAACACGUGCCACUCGUUCCCUGCGGCCGCGCGUACCCUCUACUCGACCACGGACGGGAUGCGGCUGCGGUACUUCGUCGAGCGGCAGCCGGACGAUCGCCAACCCAAACCGCUGCAGUUUCGCGUCUCGUUGGUCAACUGUGGCCGAUCGAGCUACAGCGCGCGUGGUACCAUUACCUCCGCACACUAUCCCCUGCCCGGUGCCUAUCCGGCACCGGCCGUGUGUGAGUACAACAUUAACCCACCGACACUGGCGCCCCUUCAGCUCACUUUUACCGAUUUGCAUCUACCCGGGAACCCAGCGCACCACCAGCGUGGUUGCACCGACACGGACAGUGUCCGAUUGUACGGCAUUAUGUGGGGUACCAACGGCAGUGUCCAGCUACCGUUGGGAACGUUCUGUGGUACGACCGUACCACCGGCACCGAUCGAAAGCCCGACCGCCCAUGUGUUGGUUUCGUUUCGAACGCUACAAUCGAACCACAGCGCCACGGAGUACCGAGGAUUCCGGCUAACCUACCGGACGAAACCGAACAAUUGCGUCCAUCGGAUCGAGGCACCGUCCGGUGUGGUGGCCAACCCCGGUUACGACACCCAGCUGGCCCCCCAGAAGCACUGCGUAUGGGAGAUCACGGUGCCGGUCGGUCGGCGAGUGAAGAUCGAGUUUCUCGAUCUCGAUCCAACGCUCGCACGCACCGAAGACCAUCGGCUGGUGUUGUUCUACGAUGGUUUUACGAUGUCCAAGCGAAAUAGAGACUAUGUGCGCAUACCGUACGGCAUACCGGCAUCGGACGGCGGACUCCCGGCACCGAUCUAUACCAGCUCGAACGAGCUGUCGAUACGCUACUUCACGCUGCGUGACAUCAUCGGGCGGGGUAUCUUUAAGGUACGGUUCAGCAGCGACGAGGCGACGGUGUGCGUCGGUAACCUGAACGGCCCGGGAGGUACCAUCGAAACACCGGCCAACGCCAGUACGCUGGUGUGCUCGUACGGUCGUACCGACCGGACGCUCGGGUCACCCGGCGACCGUGGCACGCUGGCGUUAAGCUUCCGGGAGGUGGUGGUGAAGGGACCGUUUGACGGGGCGAGCUGCAUCGAGAUCGUCGGCGCCAGUGGGAAGAGCCUGCUCAGGAAGCUGUGCAGCAGUAGCAGCAGGAAGCAGGUAAUCCUUUCACCGUUCGCCGAUACGGCCAUCACGCUAAUGCGCGGACGGGUGGAGGGCGAACGGUUGGGUUUCAAGAUGGAUUAUCGGGUGCACGAGUGUGGCGGUCGGUAUGCCGGCGCACGGGGUGGCGGCGCACCGACCAACAUCAGCCACAGUAGCAGCUCGAGCACCGGCGAGCACCGGUGUGGCUGGCAGGUGCUCUAUCCGGUCGGUACACUGGUGGAGAUCCGGGUAGUGCGCUUCGACCUACGGUUGCCCUGUGCCGAGGAGUACCUCGUGCUCUACAAUGGACCGCUACCGACGAGCCCACGGAUCGGGCGGUACUGCAAGGAUGCCCCGAUCGUCGAGCGUACGAUCGCGACGCACCGGCACGAGCUGUACGUCGAGUACCAUGCGGCCGGACCGACGGCCGGUUCGUUUGAGCUGCAGCUCGGCGGUAAACCGUUCGGUUGCGGCGGUACCCUACACAGCGGUACACCAACGUUCGGUGCACCGAUGAUGUCGGGCGCCAGCAACCGAACGACGACGUAUCCACCGAACGUCGAGUGCGUCUGGUUGCUGCAGACCCAGCUCGGUCAGCAGAUCGGUGUCAGCUUCGUCGAACGGUUCAGCAUCGAGAAGAGCCCGGACUGCACCAAGGACUACCUGGAGCUGUUCGAUCAGCCAGUGCGGGGCGAGUGGAUUAGUUUGGGGCGCGUCUGCGGCAAGACUCCGGUACCGGGCGUGUUCAAUUCGACCGGCCCGACACUCAAGGUCGUCUUCCGUACGGACAACGCCACCGAAUCCGAUGGGUUCACCAUCCGCUGGGAUGUCAACUGUGGAGGUGUGUUCUACGCCGAGGAAGAACCGCAGCUGAUCGUGAGCCCCAACUUUCCGGAACCGUACAGCCCGAACCAACACUGUUCGUAUACGAUCGUCGCAUCGAACGGCACCGACCGGCACAUCGAGCUGAGCUUCGGGAGCUUUCAGCUGGCGGCAAUCUCACCGGUCCAAUCCUGUCAGUCCACCGACAACCUGACGCUCUACCGGCGCGAUGAGCAGUCACCCGAUCCGAACGCCUGGCAGACGGCCGGUACCUACUGUGGUGCGGUCGGUCCGAUGUCCACGUUCCGGGCUCUCGAUCGGGCACGAGUCGUCUUCCGAAGCGAUCGUUCCCGGGAGGGACCCGGUUUCGUGUUCGAGUUUCAUCUUGGCUCGUGCGGUGGCAACGUCACCGGUAGCCAGCGCAUCCAGAGCCCCGUCAGUGGACCGCUACCGGAGGGAAUGUCGCACCGGGCCGGUUCGCCACUGCACUGCCGCUGGUACCUAGCGAUACCGCCGGGCCGGAAGGUGACGGUACGGUUCGAGCGGCUCGACUUACGGCACUCCACCGACUGCCGGGAGGAUGCGAUCGAGGUGUACCGUGGGCUAGAGCUGACUCGGUCGAACCGGUUGGCGGUACUGUGCGGCAACCUGACCGGCCACGCACCGGCAGUACCGAUCAGCGGAAGCCACGGUAUCAUCUCCUUCCGGAUGGGACCGCAGCAGCAGCAGCAGCAAAACAGGAAGUCCUCGUCGAAGUCAUCGAAGUCGGUCCCGCCCCUGGUCGCCCUCAUCCUGUACGGUCCCGAUUGUGACCGUUCGAUAACGCUCGAUGACCGUUCGCCACGCUACGAGCUGAGGGUCGAGGGUGGCGGCGAGGUGCAGGAUUGUCACUACACCUUCGAGGCACCGACCGGUUACACGGUGCUGGUCACGUUCGAGCACUUCCAGCUCAACACGACACGGAACGGCACCGCGAGCUGCUCGGACGACUACGUCGAGCUGCACGAUGGGCUUAGUGCGCUGGCACCGCUUCUAGGGCGAUACUGCGGUACACGGGUACCAUCGGCACAAGCCAGCUCCGGACCCUGGUUACACCUACGGUACGUCACCGAUUCGGCGCUACGGGAUAUGCGACUGGAGGCAACGAUCACCAUGAAGCCGUCGCUGUGCGGUUCCCUCGAGCAUGACCUAACGUCGAGCGGUGAGGUCAUCGUGUCGGCACCACCGGCUAACACCGACCAUCCGGCGAGCAUUCAGCGGUGCCUGUGGGUGUUCCGUGCCGCACCAGAUCACCAGAUUGAGCUGCAGUUCCUCAAGUUCGAUCUCACUAGUAACGGUGAGGAUGCCGACGGUUGCAUCAACUACAUUGGCAUACGGGAUUCCACGGGUAUCAGCUAUCCAACGGCCUAUCACAAGUACUGCGGCGGUAGUUACGUACCCAGUCCCUACCACUCACUCACCAACGAGGUGUUUGUGGAGUUGCAGCGCGAAUCGUCGAAGGCGAGUGGCUCGGCGGUGCUCAGCGUUCGACAGUCUGGCGCCUGUGACCAGCACUACACCGGCCUGCAGGGUCGAAUCAUGCGGACGACGGUACCGGUGCGCGGCCAACGACCGUGCACGAUCACGAUCGAGGUGCCGGAGAACUAUACGGUCGCGGUCUACUUUAACCGCUUCAAGCUGGAGCAAGCAGUUGCGCACGAGUGUGCGAAGAAUGCAGGUGUGCGGGUGUAUAAUGGAACGAGCGAACGGGCCGAACACCUGCUGGCGGUGUACUGUGGUGCGGUAACACCGAAUCCGAUCUUUGCCACCGGACAGGCGCUCCGUUUUGUGUUACCGGACGCGGACAACGCCGCGUCACUGCUGCUGGACACCACGUACGUUGCCAACAACUGGGGCCCGGGCUGUGGCGGUGUACUGUACAACUACGGUGGCGUCCUGACCAGUCCGUUCUAUCCCGCCAGCAACAACCGGACCCCGGUGAACUGCUGGUGGCGGGUGACCGUGCCGGAUAAUCUCGUUGUCGCGUUGAGCUUCGAGGUGUUUGAGUUGGGUAGCGAUUCGAGCUGCACUACCGAUUACCUGAAGGUGACAGAGUAUAUAGAGAUGGAAGAUGGUGCGCUCGGGAUGGAUCACUCGAUCGUAUUCUGUGACGAUAACUAUCCGGGUAGCUACGUCCUUAAAACCAACGAGGUGCGCCUGUUCUACCGAAGAUCGUCGCGCUUUGACGGCGUUGGCUUUAUGCUGAGGUUUAUGGCGGUUGAACCGGACUCGUUCCAGCGACGCGGGUGA